Penicillium cosmopolitanum is the source of this 1512-nucleotide messenger RNA. RefSeq lists its product as uncharacterized. Gene Ontology annotation, cellular component: nucleus. The coding region runs from base 1 to 1512 and encodes 503 amino acids. Lineage: Eukaryota; Fungi; Ascomycota; Eurotiomycetes; Eurotiales; Aspergillaceae. The transcript is spliced from 2 exons. Gene Ontology annotation, molecular function: DNA binding. The record is from RefSeq and is a predicted model, not a curated record.
AUGUCUCCAGCCCAUCAACGUCUGAUGCGCACAUCCUACACAUCUCGGUCGAGAUCGACCGGGAUCCCCGCGGCCACCCUGUGGCGGCGGGCCAAUGACAAGCCUUCUAUCGCCGACAAAGCCGCCAAUCAGCAAUAUCUCACCCCGCAAGAGGAGCAAGCCCUCGUUGAAUAUGCAUUGCGGCUGGCAGACAACGGGUACCCUCUUCCAGUUAAGUUUUUAAGACCGCUCGCCCUGAUCAUCGUGCGCCAGAGGUCUUCGAUUUUCCAGAUUACAGACCCCAGCCUUAAGGUCCGGCCUCCGGGAAAGAAUUGGCCGCAGGGCUUCUAUCGACGACAUCCACAGUUAAAAGCGCGACGGCUGCGAGCGAUCGAUUGGAAACGAGAUGACCAGCAGAUUGAAGACAAAAUCCAACACUGGUUUGCCAUCAUCGGCCGAGAGCUGGCCGAUCCGACCAUUCUCCCGGAGAAUGUGUAUAAUAUGGACGAGACAGGAGUUCUACUCAGCGUUCUCAACUCCCUCAAGGUGCUCGUUAGCAAGGACGAUUUGAGAAAACACCGAGGGACCACGAUGAAAAGGACGCUAGUCACGGCGAUCGAAUGCAUCUCUGCCGAUGGUCGAUUCCUGCAUACUCUCAUUAUCUGGCCGGCUGUUACGCACCGCAGUUCGUGGACCACUCAUGCCACCCCCGGGUGGCAUUAUGCCUGCUCUAAAACAGGCUAUACCAACAUGGAAAUCAGUCUGUACUGGACGGAACAUGUGUUCGAUCCGCAGACUCGAGACCGAGCGGGCGGUCGGCCACGACUCUUGAUCUGCGACGGUUUCGGCACCCAUGAGUCUCUGGAGGUCAUGAAAUUCUGCUUUGCUAACCGCAUUCUCCUAUGUCGUCUCCCUUCUCAUACAUCUCAUAAACUGCAGCCGUGCGAUGUGGGUGUCUUCAGUCCUCUGAAAACGGCGUACGGGGCACAGGUUGAGCAGGCCUGUCGGACUGGGGCGAGUAAUAUCGUGUCCCGGCCUGAGGUACAGACCGCAGUCCCUGUGGACCAUGCGACUGUACCCUCUAAUCUCUGUCGCACUCCAAACACCUCUGAUCAUUUUUCCUUGCUUUGGAGGGAGGUCGAUCAGGACGUCCAGAGUCUGGACAGUGUGUGCAAACGCCGUCUUCAGACAUUGAGCCGCGCGGCCGAAAAGGUCUUCGCGGAGCGCGCUUUGUUGCUAGAGGAGAACCGGGUCCUCUUUGAGCAGAACAAUGAAAAGACUUCUCGACAAUCCAGUGGCCAAACAGUCAUAGGACACGCAAAAGUAAUGAGCUAUGAUGAUAUUGUUGUGGCGCAAAUGAAACGUGACAUGGCCGUGGCGAAACAAAGGUCUACCCAGAAAAAGACGUCAAAAGCCAAGGAUAAACAGCUCUCGAAAUCGGAGGAAAAGCGUAAGGCUGAGCAGGAGAUUCAAGCAUGGGAUAUGAAUGACUAUUGUUCGGUCUUAGAUUUACAGACUGAUUUGACAGUUUAG